AUGGAAUCGGGAUCGAGUAACCUGUCCAUCUUAGCCCCACCUGUGUUUGAUGGAGAGAAUUAUCAAGCAUGUGCAGUGAGAAUGCAAGCAUACAUGGAGGGUUGUGAUUAUUGGGAAGCCAUUGAGGGAGACUAUGAGGUGACUCUACUUCCUAAUAAUCCAACUGUGAAUCAGAUCAAAAUGCACAAGGAGAGAACCACCAGGAAGGCCAAGAAUUAUGGUUUUGGAUCAGUGAAGGAAAUAUGGGACUACCUCAAAGCUGAGUAUCAAGGAGAUGAGAGGAUCAAGAGCAUAAAGGUGUUGAAUUUGAUCAGAGAAUUAGAGAGGCUACAAAUGAAGGAGUCUGAGUCAAUCAAAGAAUACUCAGACAAGCUGAUUGAUAUUGCCAACAAGGUAAGAGUUCUUGGGGCUGAUCUCUCUGAUUCUAGACUGGUGCAGAAGAUACUUGUCUCCGUGCCUGAGAAAUAUGAAGCAACAAUUGCCUCUUUUGAGAACACUAAGGACUUGACUCAAUUGAGAGUAGUGGAGUUGAUUAUUGCUUUACAAGCACAAGAGCAGAGGAGGCUAAUGAGGCAGGAAGGAAGCAUAGAAAGAAGCAUAGAAGGAGCAUUAAAGGCUAAGAUGCAGCAAGGUGAAAAAGGAGAGGAACAGAAGCGGAAUGGGAAGAAUAGUGAUUGCAAUAGCGGUAGUGGUUCAGAAACUGCUGUAAAAGAAUCAUCCUCAUUUCAGGUGUUGGAGAAGGCCAGAUGUAAAGUGCAGAAAAUGAUAGGAAAUGGAGAAUACCUAGAAGUGAAGGGAAGAGGUACAGUAGCAAUAGAGAGCUGUGCUGGAACUAAAUUGAUUUUAGAUGUUCUGUUUGUACCUGAGAUUGAUCAAAACUUAUUGAGUGUGGGGCAAUUGGUAGAGAAGAGAUUCAAGGUGAUGUUCGAAGAGGGAAUGUGUCUGAUCCUUGACUCUAGUGGCAAUGAAUUGUUUAGGAUCAAGAUGCAGAAGAAGAGGUUCUCAUUGAAUCCAUUUGAAGAGGAGCAAAUGGUAACUCUCUUGGAGCAGCAACUGACAUUUCUCUCUAAUAAACUAUCAUCUUUUGCACAUGAAAUAUCUGAAGAACAUGCUGAGGAGCCACGAAAAAAGAAUUUAUCUCAGGAGAUCAAGAGUAAUGUGCAACUUUUAGAAGAGAAUAGUGGGUUAUGUUUCCAAAAUCAAAAACCGACUGAAAAAGCUUCAUAUGCGAAAGAAUUGACAUCUGUAGAUGUUGUUGAGUUUAAGAAUUUAGUUGGUAAGAUGGAAUUGCAUGCUAGGAAACAAUUAGAGGCAACUCUUGAAGCUACACUAGUCGAGAAGGAAUUCAUAGAAGGCGAAUAUUGA
Molecule: messenger RNA, 1365 nt
Organism: Gossypium arboreum
Lineage: Eukaryota; Viridiplantae; Streptophyta; Magnoliopsida; Malvales; Malvaceae
Product: kinesin-like protein KIN-7K, chloroplastic
Exons: 6
Coding region: 1-1365 (454 amino acids)
Source: RefSeq, a predicted model, not a curated record